Molecule: messenger RNA, 1374 nt
Organism: Knipowitschia caucasica
Lineage: Eukaryota; Metazoa; Chordata; Actinopteri; Gobiiformes; Gobiidae
Source: the annotation of a GenBank genome assembly
AUGUGGACAUCAGAACCAUGUGGACAUCAGAACCAUGUGGACAUCAGAACCAUGUGGACAUCAGAACCAUCCUGUGGACAUCAGAACCAUGUGGACAUCAGAACCAUCCUGUGGACAUCAGAACCAUGUGGACAUCAGAACAUCAGAACCAUCAUGUGGACAUCAGAACCAUCAUGUGGACAUCAGAACCAUCAUGUGGACAUCAGAACCAUGUGGACAUCAGAACCAUGUGGACAUCAGAACCAUGUGGACAUCAGAACCAUCAUGUGGACAUCAGAACCAUCAUGUGGACAUCAGAACCAUGUGGACAUCAGAACCAUGUGGACAUCAGAACCAUGUGGACAUCAGAACCAUCCUGUGGACAUCAGAACCAUCAUGUGGACAUCAGAACCAUGUGGACAUCAGAACCAUGUGGACAUCAGAACCAUGUGGACAUCAGAACCAUCCUGUGGACAUCAGAACCAUCCUGUGGACAUCAGAACCAUGUGGACAUCAGAACCAUGUGGACAUCAGAACCAUCAUGUGGACAUCAGAACCAUCAUGUGGACAUCAGAACCAUGUGGACAUCAGAACCAUGUGGACAUCAGAACCAUGUGGACAUCAGAACCAUCCUGUGGACAUCAGAACCAUGUGGACAUCAGAACCAUCCUGUGGACAUCAGAACCAUCCUGUGGACAUCAGAACCAUGUGGACAUCAGAACCAUGUGGACAUCAGAACCAUGUGGACAUCAGAACCAUCAUGUGGACAUCAGAACCAUCAUGUGGACAUCAGAACCAUGUGGACAUCAGAACCAUGUGGACAUCAGAACCAUGUGGACAUCAGAACCAUCCUGUGGACAUCAGAACCAUCAUGUGGACAUCAGAACCAUGUGGACAUCAGAACCAUGUGGACAGCAGAACCAUGUGGACAUCAGAACCAUCCUGUGGACAUCAGAACCAUCAUGUGGACAUCAGAACCAUGUGGACAUCAGAACCAUGUGGACAGCAGAACCAUGUGGACAUCAGAACCAUCCUGUGGACAUCAGAACCAUCAUGUGGACAUCAGAACCAUCCUGUGGACAUCAGAACCAUGUGGACAUCAGAACCAUGUGGACAUCAGAACCAUCAUGUGGACAUCAGAACCAUCAUGUGGACAUCAGAACCAUGUGGACAUCAGAACCAUGUGGACAGCAGAACCAUACUGUGGACAUCAGAACCAUGUGGACAUCAGAACCAUGUGGACAUCAGAACCAUCAUGUGGACAUCAGAACCAUCAUGUGGACAUCAGAACCAUGUGGACAUCAGAACCAUGUGGACAGCAGAACCAUACUGUGGACAUCAGAACCAUGUGGACAUCAGAACCAUGUGGACAUCAGAACCAUGUGGACAUCAUAA